AUGACAACCAAGAACACAACAGAACUUCCUGGUGUUGAAACUGGCACUAUUGCCAUUCCAACCAGCACUUCUUACCCUCUUGAUGAUCCACUCAUCCUCACAACUGCUGAUUAUGCAGUCACUAAGCUGGUUAGUCUUGCCCUUACUGGUGAAGACAAUUACCAUGUAUGGAGUCGAAAUAUCUUCACCGCACUUGAAGGUCGCAACAAACAAGUUUUGGUGGAUGGCUCAUUGGAGGCUCGCUAUGCCGCGUCCAAUGAUACUCGAGUAUAUGAGCUUCGUCAAUCCAUGGGUGAAACGCGUCAGGGUGCGAUGUCUGUUACGGAAUAUUAUACCAAACAAAAAGGUUUUUGGGAUGAGUUCAUCUACUACAACAUCCUUCCAGAUUGUACCUGUGGAUCACGGGCAGCCCUGGAGUGUUAUCAACAAAAGGACCACACUAUGGUCUUUCUAAUGGGUUUGAAUGAGUGCUUCACCAUUGUUUGCAAUCAAAUACUUUCUCUUGAGCCUCUUCCUGUAUGUUCAAAAGCCUUGUCUAUGGUGCUUCACAUAGAAAGACAGCUGACUCUUACUCACACAUCAUCCACUCCACACAGUUCCUCUGCUAUGGCUGCAAAGUCUUUGUCUACUAAUGAUUCAGGAAAGAAUGCUUCUUUUGGUCAAGGAAGGCGAGAGAAUUUGUCCUGUAACUAUUAUCGCAAGUCAAGACACACUAUUGAUAAAUGUUAUAAACUCCAUGGGCACCCAACAGGAUAG
Molecule: messenger RNA, 756 nt
Organism: Tripterygium wilfordii
Lineage: Eukaryota; Viridiplantae; Streptophyta; Magnoliopsida; Celastrales; Celastraceae
Exons: 2
Coding region: 1-756 (251 amino acids)
Source: RefSeq, a predicted model, not a curated record